AUGCAGAGCCAAGAUGGGGACGAUGCAUUGGUUGUCCUGAUACAAGAUGAUAAUGUUAUCGAAUAUCGACUUCCAGUGUGGAGGAAAAUAUGCUUCGCCAUAGGUGGAGUACCAUACCAAAUGACAAACGCUGUUGUUAGCUUCUUUUUCAGUAUCUUUCUCCUGGAAGUAGCAGAGAUUAGGCCAACUUAUGCUUCAAUCAUCGUCUUUGGAGGAAGAGUCUGGGAUGCUUUUACUGAUCCUAUGUGUGGCUUUCUUGUUAGCAAAACGAACACUCGUUUUGGAAAAUUUAGACCCUGGAUAUUGUUUACUGCACCAUUUGCCUGUAUUUCCUACUUCUUACUGUGGUACGUACCAGACUUUUCAGAGGAGGGCAAGCUUGGAUGGUACUUUGUUUUCUAUUGUUUAUUCCAGUGUCUAAUGUCCGGUCUUCAUGUACCAUACACAUCACUGACCAUGGUGAUCAGUAAUAAUCAAAAAGACAGAGACUCGGCUACAGCUUACAGAAUGGGAGCUGAAGCCAUAGGUGUAUUAGCUGCCUCUGUCAUACAAGGUUUGUUUGUGAACAAGUAUCGCAUAGCUGGUGAAUGUGAUGAGAACAGCAAAAUAACUGCCGAAGAACUUAAAAACCAAAAAUGGUCUUACAACAUGGGAGCAGUUGUUAUAAUUAGUGUUUAUAUGUUGUCAUCUAUCAUUGUGUUCUUUGGUACCAAGGAGAGAAUAGGUGUAAUCAGUGAAAGCCAUGGAGGAUUUAUGAGAGGCCUAAAAUUGACUCUUUCUUUUAGACCAUAUAAACUUUUAUCGUUUUCUUUCUUGUUCUUAUCAUUAGGAAUCGCAAUUGUGCAAGGGAAUCUCGCUCUGUUCUGCACACAUAGUUUAGAUUUAGGAGAACACUUCUCAACAUUCAUCACCAUAUUAUUGGUUUCUGCAAUAUUAUUCAUUCCCAUUUGGCAAGUUGUAUUAAUAAAAAUUGGCAAAAAGAAAUCUUUUGCAAUAGGAAUGAUUAUAUUCAUUCCAGUUUUGAUAUCUCAACUGUAUAUACCAGGGAAUGUGUAUGCAUACUAUCCUAUACUUGUACUGGCUGGUAUUAGUAUCGCUGUUGCUUUAUUACUUCCAUGGUCAAUGUUGCCAGACGUAUUAGAUGAAUUCAUGCUUCAGACAGGAACCAGACAGGACGCCAUAUUUUAUUCUUUUUAUGUAUUCUUUAAUAAAUUAGCUGUAGGAGUAGGUCUAGGAUUAUCUCAGCUCGCAUUAGGUAUAGGAGGCUACAAAACGGGGGAAUGUGAUCAACCAGCAUCAGUAGGACUGGCUUUACGUUACUUAGUAGUACCGGGUCCUGUUAUAUUCACGCUUAUAGCCUUGUUGAUUCUAUGGCGCUACCCUAUUGAUGAAAACAGAAGAAAACAAAUUAAAAAAGAGCUUGAACAAUUAAAAGCAGAUCGAAAACCUAGUUCUAAAGAAGUGGAUCAAGUAGAAGAUCCUCCCCCGCCAGAUGAGAUGUAUCAAUCAUCACGUAGUUAUCAAACUACUGGAGAAAAUCUCACCACUGAUAGUUGAUCUUCACAUCUUGAAUAUCCAGAAACUUUUACUUGAAGGUGUACUCUGAACUUUUUUUUAUAUAAUUGUGGAUUAUUCAAUUGAUGCGGCUCAGUCUUAUUGUAAAAAUAAUUUUCCGUUAUGAAUUAUAGGUAUUUUUUGCACAUAUCUUUAAAGGAAAGUUUUGACCUCUAAUAAGCAAAUUUAACCUUAAAUUAACAUUGCAUGAUAAGAUUUAUUAUUAAUAUUUUGACUGGAGAAACUUCUGGGUUUUGGGAAAAGGAAGGCUAUAUUGUUUGGACAGAGACAUACACAAAUUAAAUUUUAAAAGUUAUGACAUUACUAACCUCAGAUAUAGAUUAUUGAAUAUUGUUUAAGAAUAAAGCACAUAUAUCAUAAACUAAUUUCACUCUUUGUUUUUAUAAUGUAUAUGUGUCAUACUUGUAAUCUAGAGUUUGUGUUUAUGGUAUUCUUCAAGUUUAGUUUAUGAACCUUCUUUCUUUGAUGUAUUAGAAAAGUUUCACUUACAAGCGUCGUUAGUAUUUACAUUUAUAGUAAAUCAUAAAAUUUAAUAAAUUACAUUAAUGAAAUGUACAAAAAAC
Messenger RNA from Mytilus californianus (California mussel), 2138 nucleotides. RefSeq names its product sodium-dependent lysophosphatidylcholine symporter 1-like. Gene Ontology annotation, cellular component: membrane. Gene Ontology annotation, molecular function: symporter activity. NCBI's taxonomy places the organism in Eukaryota, Metazoa, Mollusca, Bivalvia, Mytilida, Mytilidae. The transcript has 13 exons. Gene Ontology annotation, biological process: sodium ion transport; carbohydrate transport. Bases 1 to 1557 code for a protein of 518 amino acids. The record is from RefSeq and is a predicted model, not a curated record.